AUGUCGGAAAAUUAUGGCAACCAAGAUUUUGCUAUAGUUCCUGAGAUACUGCCAAAAAAUUCUACUGUUACCACUGAACUUAAUAUUAAUCAUGAUCUUAUGGAAACGGAAUUACCUAUUGCGAAAUUUGAAUUUGCAUCUGCUGACUGCCAGCAGAGGACAUCUUCCCCUGGUCAAAGUUUUGAAAUAUUUAACCAGCACUUUGUUCGUAACUCACUUCUGGACCUUACAAAUAUUUCGAUACCUAUUGUGCGACCCCGUCCUGCAGCAUUGCAUUCUUUACCAUUCGAUCAUUCCUCAACGGAAAAUAGCUCUAAAUGCUUGAAGUACUCGCAGUUCACCAACUCAUUACAUCGAGCAAAUCCGGAUAGAAGCCUUUCUUCACAAAUUAUGAGUGCGACAUCGAAUAAGAGUUGUUCAAGUGUUUCAAACGGAUCAAAUUAUUUUGGUGAUCAUAUCAGAACAAAGCAGUUGCAGUGUCAGCAUACUAAACGGCGUUCUGCUUUCAAAGCACUUCAAUUGAAAAACGUGCGGAGAACAUCAGGCGGCGAUAGUCCUGGGAAACUUUACAACUUACUUCCAAUUACUCGACGUAGCGGGACAGUUAGUGAACAUAGCGCCAUUGAGAAAUGUCGCGGCGAUGAUGAGGAUGAUAUUGAAAAUUUGGAAAAUGAAUUCAGUUUCCGAGCGCAUCUGCAAGGUACCAGUCGGAAUAGUUUGAUUUCCCCUUCACUACCGUCAACCUCAACCCCGAAUAAGUUGGAAUCUCGUUAUACAAAGCGUCGUAUACCGGACGAAACGGGUAGUAUUGGAAGUGCGAAAAAGGUGAAAGAAGAUGAGCCAAUGGAAGAAAGCGACAAUGGUAGGAUUAGUGAAAAUUUUGAAGAAGGAAUGGAUAUUGAUAUGUCUGAAUCAUCCCUAAGGAGUCGAGACAAAAGUGCAACUGAAGAUAGAGGUAAUUUGGACAAUGAAUCUGAAGAAGGAAAUAUUUCAUUUCCUUCAGCUAUGUUUAAUCGAUCUCAUUCAUCAAGUUUCCUGGAAACCGGCGACAACAAAGAACCUGAACCGCCCUCUCAUCUUGUCGUUAAAUAUGAGUUGGAUAUAAUUAAAAAUCCGGAUGUUGCUUCAAGUGCUUAUGCAUGUAUUAGUGCAGAAACUUUGGCUGAUCUGCUCAGGUCGAUGACAGAGGAAGAAUUUUCGGAACGAUUUAUACUUAUCGAUUGCCGCUAUCCGUUUGAGUUUGCGGGUGGACAUAUUCGAGGUGCUUAUAACUUAUUCGAUCCAGCUGAAAUUGAGACGGUUUUUUAUCCUAAUAAUAUCGAACUGCGAACAAAACUAAUGAAGAAAAAGCCGAUCUUCUAUUGCGAAUUCUCGCAAAAACGAGGACCUUCAAUAGCGUAUGAACUGCGUGCACUUGAUCGUAAAUUGAAUUUUGAAAGAUAUCCAAUGGUAGAUUAUCCAGAAAUGUAUUUGUUGGAGUAUGGUUAUCGCAAUUUCUACUUACGUUUUAGUAACACACCAGAUCUCAUUGAACCGAAUGGAUAUGUGGCAAUGAAUGAUGAAGCACAUAUAGAACAACUAAAGAAUUACAAAUACCAUCGUAUUAGAACAGUUGCUUCGGCGUAUCAUACAUUGGCAAGAGAUCGUUACAAUAGACAACGUAGGGGAGAGUUAAAUACAAAUACUAUGGAAGUUGAUGUAAACAUGAAAACGCCCACUCGUCAUGUGCUACCGAGGCGCUUAUUCAUCAGUUCACCCGAAUCUCCAUCACAGUUUCCAAGUACUCCCAAGAGCCGUCCUGUACGAGACAGAGGAGGAGAUGCACCAAGAAGGAGUACUUGUCGACGACUGUUUAGCGAUGAUGAUUUUAAAGGAAAUGAUCCGACUUCUAGUCCUAGUACUAGAGGUACUUCUUGA
Messenger RNA from Loa loa (African eye worm), 1917 nucleotides. RefSeq lists its product as hypothetical. The transcript has 11 exons. Gene Ontology annotation, biological process: protein dephosphorylation; G2/M transition of mitotic cell cycle; positive regulation of G2/MI transition of meiotic cell cycle. Bases 1 to 1917 code for a protein of 638 amino acids. The record is from RefSeq and is a predicted model, not a curated record. Gene Ontology annotation, molecular function: protein tyrosine phosphatase activity. Lineage: Eukaryota; Metazoa; Nematoda; Chromadorea; Rhabditida; Onchocercidae. Gene Ontology annotation, cellular component: cytoplasm; nucleus.